Molecule: messenger RNA, 3009 nt
Organism: Symbiodinium sp. CCMP2592
Lineage: Eukaryota; Dinophyceae; Suessiales; Symbiodiniaceae
Source: the annotation of a GenBank genome assembly
AUGAAGGCUGGCCCGCACACGAACGCAUUAACGCUGAAUGGCAGGAUGGGCAUUGCUCUGGUUCUGCUUCCGGAGUCCAUACGAAGUGAUUCGGCCGUGGCCCCUGGUGUGGGGGAUGUUCCCUUCGUCGCCUUGAGCCUGCUUCUCUUCAUCUUCCCAUCCAUGCUAGUUUUGCAACACGGUCGCCGCUUAAGUCCGUGGGAGUACUUGCAUCCAGAUGUUGACAGGCCUUACGAGAUCGUAUCUGAGCCAAAGCAUCAAGCCAAACAUGCAGUUCAUUCCUUGUCGGUUGUGGUUACUGAAUCCUUGGAGACAGCGCCGCAUACAGCGUUAGGCCGGGCAUCGCCAGGGCUUGGUAGUUCUCAGCUUUUGUCCUUCAACUCUGUCAAUGCGGAUUCUUCAGGGUCGGGGGUGUCUGAUGUCCUGGUCUGGGCGGGCCUCCUGCGACUGCAGGCCCUGUUCAGGCGAACCGAUGUAAUGGUUGUUUCUCCUGCUGAUGUCAUAGCUUGCCUGCCGGUUGGUGCCAAGCGAACAGGGCUCUCUACAACCAUGUUGUGGCCGGAAGUGGCUGCCGGCGCUUUGCUUCCGCUUUGCGUUGACUCGCAUUGGUCACUGCUUGUGCUUGUUCGCACCGAGGUCGGGUAUUGCCGUGCAGUGCUGUUGGAUGGAGUGCAUGGAAGAAACACCAUUCAGGCCCAGGAGCUCGCCACUUUUAUCGCAGGCCUGCAUGGUCUGGUGAUGCAAGAUCUGAGUGAGACCCAGCUUUGGAGCCAGAUUGAUUGCUUGAGUUGCGGCACGCUUCUUCUUGCCCAUGCUGUCGCCAUUCUCUCGGGAGACCUCACCGCUCACCCUGUUUUCCUGGAGGAUGCCUUCAGGUUUGUGAAAGGUUUCCCAGCGCACCAGGGCAAGAUUUUCGGGAAUGGCGGUCUCAACGAGGCACAAGAUUCCGAGUUGAAAGGCCUUCUUGUUGAACAUGGGGUUCCUGAGGCUGCUGUCGCGCAGCGGAUUCAAGAUGCCAUAAAAGUGCUUGGACCAGGCCCCAUCUCGACGGCACUGGUGACGAAGAACAGCUGGCAAGCGCUUAAGGCAAUCGCUUCCAAGCCUUCGAGCAUGUUUCGUUGGGUCAAAUCGGACGAACUAGGUCAACACAUUGAGCACAAGGCUGCACAGCGAUUUGGAGUUAGCAUCCCGAGAGCCAAAGGCAAGAAGCAAGCUAAACGCGCAGGUCAGCCGACCUUAGCUCCAAUGAAUAUUGACCCGUUGCAACUUCAGGUGACUCAGGGCAGUUUCACUACUUCCAGUGGUGAUCCCUUGUGCCAGCUUGCAUUGUCGGAUGUGGUCAGCCAGGCGAGUGGCGUUUGUUUUUGUUCGGUUCAACAGGCGUCGCAUUUCUUGACACACUACGAGACAAUAAGUACUGAGGCUCUCUGCUUAAUCACAACAGCUGAGCUUCCUGCCGAGAUGUGUGGGACAGCGCCCGUGUCAAAUCUGCGUUUUCCGGCCUUGUAUUUGCCUACGCAGGAAGCCGUCCUUGUUCGGGGAUCCAUGAUCCAGCUUGGUGAUGAAGUUGGGCAACUUGCACAAGAAAGCAUGGAUGAUGUCGAGCAAGUCGAUACUGCAGUCUGCAAAAUCCAGGUCUUCCGGGAUGAGCUCGCAAUCCCUUGGGCCAGUUUUACCGAGGCACCUUUGCGCCAGUUGUUGCAGCUUGUUCCAGCGCUGACCAUGUGUCGUGAGCCCAAAUGCCUUGGGGACUGCGGACGUUUCCACGCUGCUGUGGAUGAGCCGGUCGAGCAGUUGAUCCUUGACGUGUGGGCUCGCCAAUUCAUCAAGGUUGAGGGUGGAAGGGAAAAGCCAGAUCAAGCAUCCGCAUUUGUUGCAUUCCUCCGUGUGCCUGCCUCUGCUGUGUCGCACUUGCAUAAGAUAAGUUGUGCAGGAUUGUACGUCGAACCUCGGGCCCCAAACGGUUCAGGGCCGGACCCUUCUUUCUCAGUCAUCUGGCUGCCAGGUUCAGACUCUGAGGCAGCUCGCCAUUUCAUGCGGACAUGUCCCAAGGUUGUUGCCCUCUGUCGAUUGGGAUCCAGGUACGGAGCGCGUGUUCGUGAGUGCGAUGAAGAGGGAGUUUUCAGGGCUCUACGUCCAAACCAGGAGUACAUUAAAGUGAGAGUGACUAGCAAGUUCCGCGUUCACCCGUUGCCGCAUGGGAUGCAGCGUCAAAGUGUGGUUCAGCUGUUGCGCAAAUGGGGGUGGAUUGCCAAACCCUUACAGCCUUGUAAGGGAGAUGCAGCAGGCGGUGCUUGGGAGGUUGGCUCCAGCAGCGACCCUCCGGCCUUGGCAAUGCCCUUAGGAGACCAACAUGUACUCAUCACCAAAUUGCGUGGUCCAGCCACUUCUGACGCCGCAACCCCGUCUGUCUACGCCACGAGGAGGACCAAGCAGCACAUCCUUUAUGACGACGGUUCUAGCCCUGAAGGUUCUCGAGAUCCUUGGUCAGAUGGCAGUGACCCUUGGUCACGUGCCAAGCUCAAGGCUCCCCCUGGUCUCCCACCGCCGUCGAUACCACCUGUAGCACCCGCGCCCACCAAGUUGGCCAAGCUGGAGACAGACAUGAAAGACAGUCUCGAGCAGUUUGUACGCGAGCAGGUCGCUGCCCGGAGCUCUUCGAUCACUUCUGAUGCCCAGGAGGCCCGUCUAACCCAACUUGAGUCCAGCAUGCAAGAGCUCAAGGCCCAAAACGACAAGUUUGAGGGGUGGUUCCAAACAUUCGGAACCAAGGUGCAGCAGCAGGCCGAUCAAGUCUCUGAGGUUCAACAGGCUGUCCAUACGCAAGGUGCUGAGCUCCAGCAGGUUCGACAGGAGAUGGGUGCACAGUCUGCAGUCAUCCAGGCGAGUGUUCAACAAGCAGUUACUUCAAUGCAGACGGAGCUUACUGCGCAACUUUCUGCACAACUAGCGGGGCAGCUCGAGCAGAUCCAAGGGCUCCUAGGGAGCAAAAAACCCCGAACGGAGUGA